Molecule: messenger RNA, 594 nt
Organism: Bacidia gigantensis
Lineage: Eukaryota; Fungi; Ascomycota; Lecanoromycetes; Lecanorales; Ramalinaceae
Exons: 3
Coding region: 1-594 (197 amino acids)
Biological process (GO): mRNA splicing, via spliceosome
Cellular component (GO): U12-type spliceosomal complex
Molecular function (GO): U12 snRNA binding; pre-mRNA intronic binding
Source: RefSeq, a predicted model, not a curated record
AUGGCAUCACGAAAUGUGGUCUCUCAUAAUGGGCCACCUCAAAAGUCGACAACAUCUCCAAACCAAACUCUCUACCUCACCAACCUGCCGGAAAAACUUCGCAAACACGAUCUGAGGCUUUCAUUGUACACCCUGUUCGCCACAUAUGGCCCAGUUCUUGAUGUCGUGGCGAUGCCGGGUAACAAAAUGCGAGGGCAGGCAUGGGUGGCAUUCAGAGAUACGCAAGCUUCAACGCAGGCAAUGCGCUCAUUGCAAGGCUUUGAUUUCUUUGGGAAGCAAAUGACGAUACGAUAUGCGAAAGGCAAAUCAAAUGCCAUUGCAAAAUUGGAUGGGACUUAUAGAAUGCCAAUGACUGCGGCAACUACGACCGUGAGCACUGAUUUGCAGCAGCAAAUUUUUGGCAUACCACCCUCAGGGCUGCCAACACCUGUCAAACCGCAGCAACUUCCAACCUCAAACGGCGAUGCUGAGCUCAAUGAUGCCGAGGAAUCUAAAGGCGUAAAAAGAACAAGAGAUGACGAGAGUGAUGAGGAUGUCGCUAUGGAUGAGGAUAGUGAUGCGCCAAUGGAGGAGGGUAGUGAUGAUGACGACUGA